AUGUCAAAGAAGAAACAGUGUGAGCAGCCAGACAAGUAUCUGUGGCAUGUCAUCCUACUCUCUGGAGAAAAUCCGGAGGAAGAUCGACAGGUCAAAAUGCCUGUCUCGCUGACCGAGACCACAUGUCGAUUUCAGGAACGAGGUGCAUUGGGCGCUUCAAUGCCUCAACUCACCGGUUCAUAG
This is a messenger RNA of Penicillium bovifimosum, 183 nucleotides long. RefSeq lists its product as uncharacterized. Bases 1 to 183 code for a protein of 60 amino acids. Lineage: Eukaryota; Fungi; Ascomycota; Eurotiomycetes; Eurotiales; Aspergillaceae. The transcript has a single exon. The record is from RefSeq and is a predicted model, not a curated record.